GUACUAUUUCUGUUUAUACUGGAUACCGCAUAACUCGUUUAACUUUUGCAUGUGUGCUAGGACCCUGUCAUCUAAUCCUGCUAGGUAGGUACCUGGGAUCCUUGGGCUUCAGCCUUUCCAUCGGGAUUUACAAGAAAAGACAAAAUUGUCCUGAACUGUUUGAGGGCAAAGUUCAAUGCUAUCUGUAAUGUAAAACAUUCUGUAAAAGUUAUGGAAUUUCAUAAAAAAUACUGAUUGUAAAUUUGUCAAAAUGUUGAUAAUUCUUUCAUCUGAGGCUCAUUAUAUGGUAUUAUUUCUGCUUUGUAGUCAGUUUAAAAUUUUUCACUCACAUUGGCAAAACAAACAAAACAGAGCAAGCAAACAAAACCAGCAGCCUCAUAGGAGGCCAAGAAACAAAUCCCUGCAGAAUUUAGAGGCUUAGCACAAGAAGCAGCCUUAGGGGCUGGGGCAGGCCCUCUAGUGGAAGAUGAUGCCACAUCCAUCUCCCAGGCCCGUGGUCUGGACAGGGCUCUGCUUCUCAGCUCUGGCUCUAGCUCUGGCACUGGCACCGGCACUGGCAGGCCUCCGUAUUUUGAUAUCAAAGUUUUCUCUGGGUUGCCUUGUGUUGUGGGAGAAAGGUCAGCCAUCACUCCUUCCAUAUUCCAGUAGCAAGACCUUAGAUGCAGCUCCUGGGAGGGUCAGACAACGACAGAAAUGCAGGCAGACAUCAACGCUGUGCCAGAGCUGUAAGACCAGGAUGUAUGGUACACAAUGACAGGCAGGGAAAGUAAGACAUGGGAGGGAGGAAUGGAGACUUGGGCAGAGGCGAAAUGUUCUACAUGGAGCCUCAAUAGGACGCUUUCAAAGGAGCUAUGGGUAGUACCCUGGCUGGGGACAGACAACCCACACAUAGGCUCUGGUCGGGAGCAAAACUAGAGGAAAGUGGGAACUGAGUGUGUUUGGCUGAUGGCACCCUUCAAUGUUAGCACAAUUCGAAGUUACUAACCACUCUCACCGUGGGUCUUAUAGGUUCCUGAUAGUCUUGCACAGCCUUGGGAAGACUUCUGUUCCUAGCAGGCCUCCUCCUGAGCAUACCCUUCUCUGGGCUCCACUCUCUGCAGGUGGCACCAGCCCCUAUUCUGCAGGCCCUGUGUGGAUUCUGAUCAACACUUUGCUGCAAGCUGAGUGCUGUCCUAUUGGAUUAUUCAUCCCUCCCAUUAGAUCUCAGGUUCCAGAGACCUUGUGAUGGUGAAGGUGUCCUCAGGGCCGACAGGUAGCACACAGAGGAUGGUGGUGACUCGAGCAAUGGGAGGGUAUUGCCAGGGAGAAAAUUAUGUGGGGAGGUCUCCAAACGUUUGUCAAAUGUACUGUACUUACUCUUGUAUUUUGUUACAACUCAGCUUUGGAAAGAGAUGUGUUUAUAUCUAAAGUGACAUGAAGGGACAAGUGACCAACAGUUUGGAGGCCCUCCAGGACAAGCCCAUGGGAGAUAGAUAGGAAAAGAGGACCGGCAUUGAAGAGCAGCAGAUGUGUGCGGUUGCUAAGAGGGACCUAGAAAAGCGGAGGAGCACAGGGAGUGAGGCCAUAGUAGAUCUCUGCUAGGGUGCAAGGGCCACAUGGCAAAGCCCAGAAUAGCACUGAGGAGCCUACAUCUGACGGCGCUAAGGCGCUAAGCCCCGCCUUCCGAGUGCCUCCAGCCACGCCCCACGCGCUGAGCCGCGCCCUCUAGGUACCCCAGUCUGGAUUCCGGAAACAACGUCAACCUUGAGUACCGCCGGUCCCUGCAGUCUUGUCCUUCCGUCCCUCUAGACACCAGAAGUUCCGCCUCUGAACGGACGUCUUAGCUUGCGAGUCACCGAGUUCAUACUUCUGCGCAGGCGCCCUGAGCCUGUCUCUGGCUUGGCUCUUGCGGCGAGACCGCCCUGCUGUCAUGGCUCCUCCGCCCUUGUCGCUGCCGCUUUGCAUUCUGCCGCCGGGCUCCGGCUCUCCCCGCUUGGUGUGCUACUGCGAGCCGGAGAAUGGUGGAGACUGGGACCGCGACGAUUUCAACCUCUAGUGAGUGGAGUGUAGGGAUGUGGGGUGCGGGAGCGCAGCGGGCGCAGUGUCUGACAGCCCCUCCCACCCAGUGUGACGGACGCCGCGGAGCUCUGGAGCACCUGCUUCUCGCCUGACAGCCUGGCGACGCUCGUGCGUAACUGCACUGGGGAUAGAAGACAUCUGGAAGCUUGCCACCUCCCACCCCUCCCCGUGGCAGUGGUUCUAAUAGCAUUUCCAAGAAAGCCCGAUUUGGCCUAAGUGGGACUGAGGAUAUCCAUUCCCGGUUCAGGGCAGCCUGCCAACAGCAGGCAGUGACUGUAAGACUGCAAGAGGACAGAGCAUUGAUGACCCUUUCAGGGGAUACCUCUGCCCUGGCCUUUGACCUCUCCAAGGUGCCCAGCCCAGAGGCAGCCCCCAGGCUGCAGGCUUUGACUCUCAGCCUGGCAGAGCAUGUAUGCAACCUGGAGAGGCGGCUGGCAGCCACAGAAGAGACCGCCAUUAGCCCCAGGAAGAGCACCCAGCCAGCAGGCACUCAGUUCUUACCAGAACUUGAUCACCAGAGAGGCAGCUCUGGGUCUGGGGUCAGGAGACGGUGUCCAGGGGAGUCUCUCGUCAACCCUGGUUUCAAAAGUAAGAAACCAGCUGGUGGUGUAGACUUCGAUGAGACCUGAAGCUAGCAAAGCCUGUGUGACCUUGCCAGGAGUCUGUCUGCAAGGAAAGGGGACAUCUAGGACCCCUAACCAGAGACACCCUUUGCUUCACUUCCCCUGUGGUCCUGCUGAUGGGCAAAAGUACCUCUCAUCCCUUCCCCAUCAAAUAAACUGCUCCCUUGGGGAGAGAUGCUAGGCCA
Rattus norvegicus (Norway rat) is the source of this 2866-nucleotide messenger RNA. The record is from RefSeq and is a predicted model, not a curated record. NCBI's taxonomy places the organism in Eukaryota, Metazoa, Chordata, Mammalia, Rodentia, Muridae.